Messenger RNA from Notodromas monacha, 2236 nucleotides. The record is from the annotation of a GenBank genome assembly. NCBI's taxonomy places the organism in Eukaryota, Metazoa, Arthropoda, Ostracoda, Podocopida, Cyprididae.
UAUAUUAAUCCUGGAUACACUACCACUUGAAUGUCAUCUAUGCAGGGAGAAGGAGUCACCUGGAUGUGAACCCGUUGGUGGGAAGAUGAUAGCCAACUCAAUAAUAAAGAAUUGCCGUUAAAGUACUACAGUACUGUGUAUUGCUGUACGAGGAUUCACACUGGUAGCCAGAUGACCAAGGGGAACAAAGUCGACCGACUUGCGCCACUAGAGCAUGAAUCGUCACGAAUCAUAAAUUAAGGAAGUGCGAGAACCGUAGGAGAGUUUCCAAGCGGUUGUUGCGUCCAUGGCUGUUACGUGGUUGAAUAAAUCCCCAGGUAUUCUUGUGCAGUAUUACCAGUGUAGAGGUAACUGUGAUGUGGUGCUUCCGAAUGGUAGGAGCGCUCUUCCUACGGGUGCUGUAAGUGAAUUCAAGUGUCAUGAUCGUCGGAAUUCUAGAUUGGUUGAACGCAUGUGGCGCAGACAUAGUUCGUUAUACCUAUGAUUCCAUGGAACGACCCGCUGCACGAAGAUUGCGUACAGUACCUUGCGUUUUCCGAAGCAAUGGAGGACAGCGAAUGAGUGCCAUGAGUUUCUCUGCCGGCUGAAUUUUUGACAUUGAAUUUGUCGCCUGCUACUUCGCAAGCUUUUAUUCUAACUCCCGACUUCCUGUUGCAGUUCUGCCAAUUUACAAAAGAGGCUUUAAAAAAUGUCGAGCCGUUCUAAAAUAUUGUAUCUGUUUGACGUCGACGGAACUCUGACGAGAGCAAGACAACGUAUGUCAGCUGAAAUGAUGGCGAUUAUGGAAUCUCUGCGGAAGCAUGUCUUCGUUGGGGUGGUUAGCGGGUCGAAUUUUCCCAAACUCGUGGAACAGAUAGCUGGGUCGGACUCAGAAAUAAGCGAUCUCUCGGGCUACGACUAUAUUUUCGCCGAGAAUGGGUUGGACGCUUACUGUAGAGGAGAGCUAAUUGGCAGACAGAACAUCAUCAAUCACUGUGGGGAGGAUCUAUUGCAAGAGCUGCUGAAUUUUUCAUUGAAAUACAUGUCGGAGUUGAUUCUUCCAAAAAAGCGGGGAACGUUCGUGGAGUUCAGAAACGGAAUGAUCAAUCUUAGUCCUAUAGGUAGAUCUUGCUCUCAGAUAGAGCGAGAUGAGUUCGUGCUCUACGAUAAGGAAAACAAUAUCAGGUCGAAAUUUUUAUCUGCUCUGAAAGAACGUUUUCCGGAGACAGUCGGUCUUGAGUUCGCCAUCGGAGGAGAAAUUAGUAUUGACGUAUUUCCGAAGGGAUGGGACAAAACUUAUUGUUUGAAAUAUGUCGAAGAUGUGAACUUCGACGCCAUUCACUUUUUUGGAGACAGAGUGACUCCUGGUGGAAAUGACCACAGGAUUUUCGAAGAUCCAAGAACCGUAGGCCACGCCGUGAAAGAUCCGAAUGACACGAUCGCUCAGCUGCUACAAUUGUUACCCCACUUGCGAAGUGAAAUUACGAUUAGUAAUUGCACCGGUUUUUCUGUGCCCAAUUUUGGUUCGAAAUGGCGCCAAAUGCGGAACGGCGGUUUCCUAUUCCAUCGCCAUGCCAAAUGGCUCGUGAUGGUAUUCGUGCAAUCCUUUUUGGUCCUCCGGGUUCGGGGAAAGGCGGUAGAUUUGAUUAAAAAGUACGAUGUGUGCCAUCUAUCAACCGGCGACAUGUUGCGAGAUGAAGUCAAGUCAGGAAGCGAAUUGGGUUCGAAACUCAAGGAAAUCAUGGAGGCAGGUGCUCUGGCCCCAGACGAUUUGGUUGUGGAAUUGGUGAACACUAAUUUAGACCGCCCGGCGUGUGCGAAGGGGUUCCUUUUGGAUGGAUUCCCGAGGACGCUGGUUCAGGCAGAAAAAUUGGAUAAUUUGUUGGAGAAACGCAAGGAACAACUUGAUGCGGUAAUAUCGUUCGACAUUGCGCACGACUUGCUGGUUCGUCGCAUCACGGGAAGGCUCAUCCAUCCACCUUCCGGGCGCACUUAUCACGAAGAAUUCAGCCCACCGAAGAAGGAAAUGACCGAUGAUGUUACGGGUGAGCCGCUCAUCAAGCGUUCUGAUGAUAACCCGACGACGCUCAGAAAGCGUCUGGAAUCUGGUGCCGCUCAUGAAAAACCAUUGCUUGAUUUUUAUGGAAAGAAAGGUCUCUUGGUCCGCAUCGAUGCCACUAAGAAAGCGGAUGCAAUUUUCGCCGAGAUCACAUCAAUGUUCGACGAAAAGAAAAAAGACAAGGUGGUCUUUGUUUAG